AUGGCUCAGUUGCCUCCAAAAGUGCCAAACAAUAUGACACCAAAUUGGCAAGUUUCUCACCAAAGACUACCAUCAAUGGAGUGUUUGGCAACAAACACCAACAACCUUAAUUCUUCAUGGGUUGAUGAAUUCCUCGACUUCUCGUCGGGGAAGCGUGGGUCCCACCGGAGAUCCGUCAGCGAUUCAAUUGCCUUCCUCGAGGCUCCGAUGGUGGAAGAAUGUCGACGGCCAUCGGAACAGGGAUCUGAGGCUACCAAUGAGUUUGAUCGGUUUGAUGAUGAGCAGUUCAUGUCUAUGUUCACCGACGAUAUUGCGAUGUCGGUGGGACCUACAUUGUCGUGCUCGAAUCCGUCUUCGCCGUCUGAUCAUAAUAGCAUUAAUGACGAUAAACAAACUCCGUCGGAACAGCUAAUGCAGCAGAUGAAGAUAGAAUCUGAUGAGGUGCAAAGCUCAUGCAAAUCUGACGGACAAGUUACUCCUCAGUCUGUGACAGACAAUUCCGGUGAUCGGGUCAUUGAUCCGAAAAGGAUCCGGAGAAUCUUGGCUAACAGACAAUCUGCGCAAAGAUCAAGGGUGAAAAAGUUACAAUACAUAUCCGAACUCGAACGCAGUGUUACCUCAUUACAAGCUGAAGUUGCAGUAUUGUCACCACGGGUUGCGUUUUUGGACCACCAACGCCUGGUGUUAAAUGUGGAUAAUAGUGUUCUUAAGCAAAGAAUCGCAGCUCUUGCCCAAGAUAAGAUUUUCAAAGAUGCUCAUCAAGAAGCACUCAAGAAGGAAAUAGAGAGACUGAGGCAAGUGUAUUACCAACAGAACCUAAAUAAGAUGGACAAUGCUACACCACCUCAAUCACAGCCACAAUCAUCUGUCUCCGAUGUCAAGGGUCCAAUGGAGAAGGAACAACUUGUUAACUGA
This is a messenger RNA of Ilex paraguariensis (yerba mate), 915 nucleotides long. The record is from the annotation of a GenBank genome assembly. NCBI's taxonomy places the organism in Eukaryota, Viridiplantae, Streptophyta, Magnoliopsida, Aquifoliales, Aquifoliaceae.